AUGGUUAAUGAUGCAUUCGGGAAUUUUGUAAACACUCAAAAUGUGGACAAUCAUGAGAAUAUGCGACCUGAAUCAAGCCACACGAUGCCUGAUGAAAUUGCUCAGUAUAUGAAGUUUAUGCAUGAGGGACAACAGAGUUUGUAUGAAGGAUGUGACAAAUAUUCUAAACUUUCUUUCUUGCUCAAAUUGUACCAUAUCAAAUGUCUAUGCAGAAUGACUAACAAGGCAAUGUCAAUGAUACUGGAGUUGUUAGCAGAUGCUUUUGAUUAUGCUAAAAUCCCAUCUUCAUUCUAUGAAGCUAAGAAAAUCAUUAAUAAGCUUGGCCUUCAUUACACCAAAAUUGAUGCUUGCCCAAAUGAUUACAUGUUAUACUAUAGAGAAGAUAAAGAUAGGGAAUUUUGUACGAAAUGUAAUGAAUCUAGAUGGAAGAAAACAAAUAAGAGCAAUAGUAUUGUUGGUGUUACUAAAAGACAAAAGAAAGUUCCAGCUAAAGUUUUAAGGUAUUUUCCAUUGAAGCCACGCUUACAACGAAUGUUUAUGUCUUCUAAAAUAGCUGAGCAUAUGCAAUGGCAUGCAUCAAGAAGUACACAUGAAGGCAUAUUAAGGCAUCCAAGUGAUUCUGAAGCAUGGAAGAACUUUGAUCUAAUGAAUCCUCAAUUUGCUUCAGACCCUCGAAAUUUCAGACUUGGUUUGGCUACUGAUGGGUUCAAUCCAUUUGGUGAUUUGAGUACAUGUCAUAGUACUUGGCCUAUUGUACUUAUACCUUACAAUCUUCCUCCUUGGAUGUGUAUGAAGCAAAGUUCAUUCAUUCUUUCCAUGAUCAUUCCUGGUAAAAGAGCACCAAGAAAUGAUAUUGAUGUAUAUUUAAGGCCAUUAAUAGAAGAAUUAGAAGAGCUAUGGAACACUGGUGUUGAAACUUUUGAUUCACAUAAGAAAGAAGUGUUUCAUAUGCAUGCAGCUAUAUUAUGGACUAUUAGUGAUUUUCCUAGUCUUGGAACCUUAUCUGGGUGGAACACACACACUAGGUUGGCUUGCCCUAGGUGUAAUUUUGACACAACUCCUAAGAAGAUUCAAGGUAAAUUUUGUUUCAUGAAUCAUCGACGUUGGUUAAAUGCAGGGCACAAAUUUAGAUUAUGCCGCAAUCGUUUUGAUGGAAGUGUGGAAACUAGAAAUCCUCAUUUGAGAAUAUCAGGAAUAAAUGUCUUACAACAAGUUCAGAAUCUUAAUAUUGUAUUUGGGAAAGAACCAGAAGUUGAGGAACGGGGGAAAAUACAAUGGAAAGGUCACCACCCUAUUGAUGGCCCUCUACAAUGGAGAAAAAGAAGUAUAUUUUUUGAACUUCCUUAUUGGGUGAACAAUUUAUUGCACCUCCAUCUAGAUGUUAUGCACAUUGAAAAAAAUGUAUGUGAUAAUGUGGUCUAUACAUUAUUGAACAAAGGUAAAAAGUCAAAGGACAACCUAAAGGCACGAAAUGACUUAAAAGAUUGGGGUGUUAGACCUGACCUUUGGCCUGAUGCAAAUAACAGAUAUCUUCCGGCUAUAUAUACAUUGACAAAAGAAAAUAAACAUAUAUUUCUGAAAACAUUGAAGAACAUCACUGUUCCAGAUGGCUACUCAAGUAACAUUAGUAGAUGUGUUGAUGUCAAACAAUUUAAGCUUGGAGGAUUGAAAGUCAUAAUUCUCAUGUUUUGA
This is a messenger RNA of Vigna unguiculata (cowpea), 1692 nucleotides long. RefSeq lists its product as uncharacterized. The record is from RefSeq and is a predicted model, not a curated record. Lineage: Eukaryota; Viridiplantae; Streptophyta; Magnoliopsida; Fabales; Fabaceae.